UAAUGAGCACUAAAAUAGUCCCGUUUCCAUCCCGGCAGCCCCUCUAUAGGAUGCAUGCACUCAUUCUCUUACAAGCAAGAGAACGGAGAAGGAGUGGGUGGAUUUUAGUGAACAGUGCUUGAAUGGUUAACUCCACCCCUCCUCCCCCACCUCCUUCCUGUUUGUGCUUCGCUGCCCAGUCUCAUACUAUGGCAUUUUACAUCAGAGCGUAGCUGCAGCCAAUCAGAAGCUCUGGGCUGCCCCCUCUGCUGCUUGACUCCACCCCUCCUUCUGGCCACAUAUAUAGCAGCGCUCUUUCUGUCUGCUCAAGUGUUCAACGUGCUGCUGUGGGCUCGAGAGACAGAGAACCGUGGCACUGACAAAACCCACAGACAUUGUGAGUGGAUCUCCAAAGUUCCUUUCCUAGAUUGCAUUUAGCAGCAUCCAGUAGCAAGAUGGGAUGUACCACGGGGCACUUCACUUGCCAACCGCAGACGGCAGCAGCGGCCCCAACCCAGGAAGGCCAGUCACAAGAAGGAGCUCCUAAAGUCCCAGAGGUGCUGUCGUCCCUAGAGAAGCUCUCACAAGCCACGGGAGGGAUGGAGAAGUCUUGGUACCGCUGCAUCUUCCCAUUUGGGAUCAUCUCCUUGGUGAUCGGAGUGGCUGGAACCGGGGUGACAUACACGUACAACGAUCUCCCACAGACCAAGGUGGUUUCCGUGGUCCUGCUGAUCAUGGGGCUGGUCCUGGUACUGAUGGCGACUGCUUGCUGGACGGUCCAUAAGAAGAAGCGCAGGAAAAAGAAGGAAGGAGGUUCCUUCAGCUCCGAACAGUGUCCCUUGUGACAGCGGCCAAAAAAAACAGUGGCGGAUAAUAGACCGAGAUCUCCGUCCACUCAGAUAUCCGUGGUGGACAAGUCGUGAAGGACAGGUCCUCUCUGAGAAUCCUGUGGAAAAACGACAUAGGCUGGCAUGAUGGUUCACCGGAGUUGCAGUUUACCGUCGCUCAGCAGGUGUCUGGUAUCAAAACAAGCCUGGAGAGGGACACACAUCCCUGCACGCACACACACAGGACACUUAACACAAGCCGCUAGCCUCUCGCGGAGCCUCUGCUGCCAUCAACGCCGCUGUUAGUCUCCUGCAUUCCUGUUAUGCUGAAGAAGUGGGCCAGCGGCGGCAACCGGACACCGCGAUGAAAGAGGAGUUCACCUCCGUCACCAUCGCACGUCAUUCUCCCGUCCGGUGACACCGUAGCAAUGUGCGAGCUUUUUUACGGAGUGGAACUUGAACCUGUGUCUGCAAGCUAGAACUGGCAGCUGCGGAUCAGGAUAGGAAGAAAGCACAGACUGGAGAGGUCGAGAAUGUGUUCGUCUGCAUGUGUGUGUGUGAGGAAUAUGUGUGCUGGAUGGACUUAAGAGACAAGACACCUGCUCAGCCUCUUUCUCCAUCAGCCCUCCGUCAAUCGUAGUCACUAAUGAUUUAGGACGGGUGCAGCACCCGAUAUCAAGGACGCAAAGACCCAAGCUUGAUUUAUUGGGAAUUUUACACAGAGUACAGUGUGUUAAAGGAGUUCUGGAUCGGAUUGUGUGUGUGUGUGAUUCUAUCUGGCAAAUCCAGAACUCUUCAAAGACCUCAUAUAGUUGGUAUUCGGAAAAACAACAGAGGAAUUUUAUAACGGACACGGUUCUGAGAAAGGCAAGCAAACCGAGUGGUCUUUUGUUCUGAGACAGCCUGCAAAGAAAAUUCAUUUCCUGUCUGACAGAUGAGCAGGAUUACUUGGGGGGGGGGGGUGUACAAGGGUAGACGAGAAGUCAAAAGUGUCAGUAGAGUUUUGUUCUUGUUCCAGUGCCUUGAGCAAGCGAUAGGACUUAGCAUGGUACAGUAGCUCUGUUUUCCCCCUCCAUCUCUCUUUUCCUCUUCCAGUGCCAGCUUUAAAACUCAAACUCAGCUAUUUUAGCACAGUCUCCUCGCCCCCAAAAACAACACACAUAAAUAUCUCAUCACUUUGACCUGGUCAGAGCCCACAAAGGCUGGAGCUUACAUCCGUUUUCACAAUGGGAAUACUGCUUCUUUACACUGCCUUGAUCUGGGAAGCAUUUGGCACGUUUUAUUAUGGAUACAGUGGGUGGGUAACGGAUAAUGAAUUAAAGGGACAGUUCACCUAAAAAUAUAAACUCUGUCAUCCUGGUGUUGUUCCAAAUGUGAAUGACUUGCUUUAUUAUGGUUAAGACAAUAUAAUGUAUUUUCAAACUCAGUGGGGUCCAAAAGAACACUUUUGAUGAUCUGUGUAUGAACAAAAAAACACUGACAUUUUUCAAAAUAUCUUAUAUGUUCCACAGCAGAAAGGAAGUCGUACCAAUCUGAGGGUGAGGAAAUGAUGACAGAAAUUUCCUUUUUGGGAAAGUUUAGCCUUCAGAUGUCUCAUAAAUCCUGUUAACACUCAGACAACUCUGUGUGAAGAUUAAAAUUCGGAGACGGACAAAAAUCCAUACCAAUUCAGAGGUUAAUAGCCUUUUCCUUUCACAGAAAGCUUAUUGAUCAAGAUUUUUCGACCGUGUUGAGGAGUGGAUUUGAGAAUCCUUGUGCAUGAAAGAAAGCAAAAAGUGACAGUAUUAACAACCUUGAGUACUUCAAAAGGCUGUUUUUGAAGUAUUUAGCUCAUAGCAUAUGUGCUAAGCUCGCCUUACUGCAUUUGUUUGAGCCCUGAGAAAGAUUUUAUUGCUCUUUCAUAGCUCAGGAGAUUUAAUGAAUUUGAAAAAACAGACACAAAUGCAGACAACUGUUAUCAUACAACAAGAGUGUAGAGCUAUAAAACUAAUCUGGAUAUCUGAAGCCAUUUGCUCUUGGAAGAAAAAGAUUGUGUUCAUAUUGCAAUCUCUGACUUUUGAUUGCAAAUCUGAGCAUAUUACUGGUUCUUUUUCUUCAUUUGAGUUUCAUUCAAUCUCAUUGCUGUCUGGGAGAAACAUUUUGAGAAAUUAACAAGAUCUGUUUGUGAUUAAAUAGUUUGAGAUGAUGGUUUUAGUAAUUAAAAACAUGAUUUUGGAGUGAAUGUGGGUGCAUAACAUGCAACUCGGCAGUCCUGCGCUUGGAGCAUGUCCAGGUGGAAUUGAUUUCUAACAGUGACGUCUGACCACAUGGCUAUGGAUAAACACAGUGCCUUUUUGUCAAUUGAUGUACGUGCUGUAAAGCUUCCUGUGCCUACUUAAGCAUUUUUAAUUGCUUCACGCCAGAAUGUGGUUUUUGUCCCUUUAUAGAAACUGAUUGCCUUGUGUUUUUCCACAGUGUGCUACGAAAAGCGGCAAACGGAGGGCAGUUUCAGACUGCAUUUUAAACACUGUUCACAAUGCUCUUAACAAACAACGCAGACUAGAAUAAGGCUACCAUUAAAUCAGGGAUGAAGUUGAUGUUUGAGUGGGAAAAGGGACCAGAUGAGUUGAGAGAUCAGUCACCAACCCUAAUGGACCGUCUGAUUAUAUCAUGGGAAGCCAGUAAUCCAAGAUAGCCAUUUACAUAAGCAAAUCAAGAUCAGACGUUCAGAUCUGAGUCAUCAGGAAAACAUGGUGCUGCAUCCCCCAAGAUAAACUUAUUUAUUCUUUGAAAAGACGUAUUUAAAUCUUUCAUCUUUAUCCUUCAAAGUUUAAAUAUUUUGGUAAAAAAAAUACUUAAGCAAGUGCAGUGCAGUUUGUUUUGAUAUUCGAAAAGAUAGUCAAGGGUAUAAGUAAACAGUUAAACAUGUAAUGUUUAUUUUAUUUUAUUAUCCAGGUUUGUUGGCCUCCCUGUGCUAUUUUUUCCAUGCAUAUCUGGAAGUAGUUGCUCGCAUAAUUUCCUCCAGAUUUCAGAUUUUCUUUAGCCCUUUUUACGAGAGCUAGCUGGAAGGAGGGAGAGGGUGAACGCAUUUACAGAGUUGUGCAAAUUCAUUGAAAAGACGCGAGUGGAAUGUCACGGCUGCACAAUCGCAGGCAUACUGGAUCCAUAUAUGUUCUUGGCUUCAUUUAUUGUACAUGAAUCCACUGUCCAUGUGGUUUUCUUCUCUAAACUUGCUUGUUUAAUGUCAGACCUGGCAAAGGUGUCAUGGAUGAAUCACUGUUCUGCUGUUUAAUAUUUUGGAAUGAGAAAGAGUAAAUCUACCUCUCUAGUUCUAAGAGUGUGUUUUCGCCGUGCUUACAUUCUCCAGAAUGCUUUUUCUCUUUAAGCUGGAGGCAACAAAUGCCAAAAUCUGUAUUCUGUGUCAAACUAUGUGAUGUAAAUAGUAGUUAUUUAUAUUUUUACAUUUAUAUUCAUAUUAAAAAUACUUUUGAAAAGUUGUAUUAAAGAACUAUUAUGUGAAAA
Cyprinus carpio (common carp) is the source of this 4307-nucleotide messenger RNA. Its product is annotated as transmembrane protein 100-like. Gene Ontology annotation, biological process: cellular response to BMP stimulus. NCBI's taxonomy places the organism in Eukaryota, Metazoa, Chordata, Actinopteri, Cypriniformes, Cyprinidae. The record is from RefSeq and is a predicted model, not a curated record.